CGGAGGCGUAGGGAGUGCUUCCUGGAGCACAGAGGAGGUCACAAGUCAUGUGACGGCGGCUUGCGGAGGAACCUGUCUUGGAAGCUUGUCCCUGAGGCGGUGGACAGCCACGAACCUUGCUGCGCAAAGAGCCGGGCGUGGAUCUUGAACCCGCGGGAGAAAGGGGUGCAUCAUGGCGGAUGACCUAAAGCGAUUCCUGUAUAAAAAGUUACCAAGUGUUGAAGGGCUUCAUGCUAUUGUUGUGUCAGACAGAGACGGGGUGCCUGUUAUUAAAGUGGCCAAUGAUAAUGCUCCAGAGCAUGCUUUGAGACCUGGUUUCUUAUCUACUUUUGCCCUUGCAACAGACCAAGGGAGCAAACUUGGACUUUCAAAAAAUAAAAGUAUCAUCUGUUACUAUAAUACCUACCAGGUGGUUCAGUUUAAUCGUUUACCUUUGGUGGUGAGUUUCAUAGCCAGCAGCAAUGCCAAUACAGUGGCCGGUACACCUGAAGGAAACCCAAGAUUGCGCUACUUUCUGGACAGUUGCAUCACGCUGCCGACUCACACUGAACCUACUGUUGAUUACCUCUCACAUGUAAAAAAAAAAAAGCGUUUCCACCUUGUGAGGCUAGAAAGAGAAGUUGACUUUCUGCACCCUGGAAAGGGACCCUCACCAAAACCCAACCAUGCUGGCACCCUGAUCUCAAGCUUCAAGCCUCCAGAACUUACCCCUCCCUGCUGGAACCUUCUGGGAAGUCGCCCCAGCACAGUGGAACCUUCAUAGAUUCUUAUCCCCUAUCCCUCACCAGCACUGCAUAUGUCAACAACAGAUGGAGCCCUGAAUGAAUGGGAAAGUGAAUGAAUGAAACAAAGUGACCCCACUCAACAUGAAGAACCUGUGUGAACAGAUGUCCACAUGUAAGGCGAAGGAAGUCACCAUCACCCAUAGAGGAACAGAAAACACAACAACUGAAGAGGAAAUUUGCUUGAGUCAAAGAGAGAGCAAACUGCACACCAGUUACAUAUUCUCCUACCGCCCCAAGAGACGCACCUUCCGUUUUCAGACUCCAAGAUUACAGAAUUGUGCACAGAAGAGGAACAAGCGUUAGUGCUCUACUUGCUAUCACAGAUCUGUCAUCAGAUUCCUUUAAAGCUUUGACUUUUCUAGACUUUUCUUAGCCUUACCAAUUUGUCUAGUGCCCCCGCCCCUAUGAAAUCUACACAAAAUUCAAUAAAGUUUUUUCUUAAUUAGGAUAAUAACCUG
This is a messenger RNA of Myotis lucifugus (little brown bat), 1243 nucleotides long. RefSeq names its product late endosomal/lysosomal adaptor, MAPK and MTOR activator 3 (gene LAMTOR3). Gene Ontology annotation, cellular component: Ragulator complex. The record is from RefSeq and is a predicted model, not a curated record. The coding region runs from base 173 to 763 and encodes 196 amino acids. NCBI's taxonomy places the organism in Eukaryota, Metazoa, Chordata, Mammalia, Chiroptera, Vespertilionidae. Gene Ontology annotation, biological process: positive regulation of TOR signaling; cellular response to amino acid stimulus. The transcript is spliced from 10 exons.